AGAAGAAAGAACCGAACUAACCGUCCGAAGAAUCCAGGGAAAUGGGAGAGCUUCCUCUCUUUUCAGGAGUGUCCACAUUCAGACAGGUACCUGCACAAAACACAGACAGACAGACACAAAGACCUCACCACUUCAGACAUACUACAUACGUACAAAAGGUAAACGUAGACGUGUACAAUAUGCAGGCAAAGAGACAUAUGAUAUAUCACAGCAACAGUAAGCAGUCAGAGGUAUCACAGCAGAUGAGACAAAGAAACAGAGAUAUCACAGCAACAGUAUGCAGGCAAAGGUAUCACAGCAGA
Molecule: messenger RNA, 302 nt
Organism: Geodia barretti
Lineage: Eukaryota; Metazoa; Porifera; Demospongiae; Tetractinellida; Geodiidae
Source: the annotation of a GenBank genome assembly